ACAGGCAAGAAAUUUGUCUUUCCCAAAUAUUUCCCUUUGGGACAGUGUCCCAUUUAACGGGUUAAAUAUUCUUAGCACCAAAGUUGGGGGCAAAGUUUGAUACCCAGGGCAGCAAAAUGUCAUUUUCCAGGAUCUGGCCACUGUACCUUUUUGUACUCUUGGGUGCACUGCAUCUUGGGAAAACUCAGGGGUUAAACAACUUGUAUGGUAUAGAAAAUAUUCACAUGGUGAGUGACCUCAAUGAUAUUGUCAACAUCAAGGACUUGCAGAAAAGGGCAGUGUUCUAUACCAGAGACUGUGAUGAACUCUACAAGCUUGGACACACAAAAAGUGGCCUGUAUGUAAUAAGGCCAAAAGGAUCACCUAAACUUGUGGUCCAGUGCUACAUGUAUGACUGCAACGGCUGGACAGUCAUUCAGAGGAAUAGCUUCAACACGGAGAUAACCUGGAGCAAUGCCUGGAAAACAUACAAAUACGGCUUUGGCAAUAUCGAGUCGGACCACUGGCUUGGAAACAAAUACAUUCACCUGCUGACUAGUCAGAAGUGGAACAAGGUCAGGAUCAUCCUAACAGAUGCAAAUAAUAAGUCAAAGCAUGCAGAGUAUGACAGCUUUUAUAUUAAAGGUGAGGAUGACAAUUACCAGCUGAGAUUAGGGGCAUACAGUGGCACAGCCGGGGAUUCUCUGUCCAACGGAACCUUGAAGAACAUGCACGACAACAUGAGGUUCUCAGCACACGACAAUGACAACGAUCGGAGCCAUAAUAUCAAAUGCGCUGACCAGUUCGGGGGAGGCUGGUGGUAUGACGCCUGCUACGAUUCCCAGCUCAACAGGGAGACUGGAAUCCACUGGCAAACACUGUGUGACCACAACUGCCAGACAUCACUCAUCUUAAUCAAGCCUGCCCAUAUGUACUGCCACAGGGCAUAGUGCAAUAGGCAGGCAGCAUUAGUCUUUGCAUAUUAACAGAAAAAAAAAUAUUCACCUUUCUUUGCUGAUGGGAUGGCAUUUUACAAAGGCAGAGCAGCAGGGUACAAUAAUACCAUAUUUAUAUAUAUUAA
Xenopus laevis (African clawed frog) is the source of this 1060-nucleotide messenger RNA. RefSeq names its product fibrinogen-like protein 1-like protein. The transcript has 2 exons. The coding region runs from base 117 to 929 and encodes 270 amino acids. Lineage: Eukaryota; Metazoa; Chordata; Amphibia; Anura; Pipidae. The record is from RefSeq and is a predicted model, not a curated record.